UCUCUUGUGCUGCGUUCUGCGCAUGUCAUGUGUGAGUCAAGCGGAAUCGCUCACAAGCUUGUUCACACACUUCACAGCCCAGCGCACAAUACAAUUUAUCCAAAGAUGUUAUGUCUCCGACAAUUUUAUUCAACUCGAUCUUCAAAUAAUAUACCAAUAGAGAUGAACCAUUCAUCCAGAACAGCACGUGAUCACGAGCAAGGUAUAAAGCUCCAGAUGUCUUAAGAAGAUGUUAGUGGAUAAGAGGACCGGAGCAGGAUCUCAGCCUCAUGAAACCCAGCUUGUGACACCUGUCUGAGACAGACAUCCUCUACGCUCCCGAGUGUGGACAAUAUGCUAUCACUGGAUUAUCAUGUGUAUCAGGCUAAAACUGAGCCUACUGUUAAUACAACCUGUGCUUCCCCUACGGACAACAACACAGUCACAACCAGGCUCAAAAACAAUGACCUCAACACAGAGAACCCCAUCACUGACACACAUUUGAAUCCUAACUCUGACACAGACACUAUGGCUGUUCCAGUUUCAGAUAUGAGAGUUACCAAAGAGGCUGAUCCCAAUGCAGUCAAGAGACAGCGGACCAGACAGGAAGAUGAGGAGUCGUGCCCACCAUCUAGUAUGCCGCCGGGCUGGGUGAGAGUAGUGAGACGGAGGAAAAGUGGGAAGACUGCAGGCAAAAUGGACAUCUAUAUAACAAGUCCCCAGGGACAGAGGUUCCGGUCCAGGGCGUCUCUUCAAGCUUUCCUUCUCAGAGAUGCAGGAGGGGAUCUACAGAUAGAUGACUUUGACUUCACCAAAGCCAAGAGUGGCAGUGUAGCUGUGACUCCGCUGCCAAGCCAGGAGAGACAGAGGAAAGUUAAUCAGAAACACACACGUCAUAUCUCAGAGGCCAAUAUCAAAGAAGACCGGCAGAACACAGAGGAGAAUAUGGAAGAGGGUAGAAUAUUAAGCCUGCCUCCAAAUAACACAAAAAUAGCCAAUUCCGCAAAAUCCUGCAAGCAGAGGACCAGACCCAGAGACAAGAGAACGAUAAUAACUCAUCUGAGGCCUGACAUGCCUCACCUGGCAAGGGGGAAUCACAGACCGGCAGCUGGGAGAGGCACAGAAACGGGCCAACCAUCAGACACAAAUGAAGACAUCAAAGAGACAAACAUACAAGCCUCUGUGAGAAGGGGUGAGGAUGAUGAGACUGAGAGGCGUCUGAAGGUCGUGGCGGUAGUUGACGAUGUCAUACUGGAGAAGAGCCCCCAGAGGAGGCCGGGGCUGCUGAGAGAAAAGCUGCUCAGGCUGGCCCCGCCCACUGAUCUACAAGAUGCUCUCUUUGGUCAAGAAGAUCAACUUCCUGUGUCACUGUUACUUGUCCCAGUCCUUAGGGUGCAGUCUGCUUCUGAGAGCGAGGGGGAGGCUGAGUCUGAGAGUGUGGGAGUGGGGGAGACUGAGGGAGUGGAGAAUAUAGAGGCAGAGGUGCAUGACGAAGAGCUGCCAUCUCCCCAGACCACUGGAGAGCGCUGUACACCACUGAAAGAUUCCCAGAGCAAACUGUUAGGAGAGAAACGGAAGACCAGUCCUUAUUUCAGCCGGAAGUCAAUGAGAGAUGGUCUAAGCCCUCCCAGGAGGAAAGCCUUAAGGAAGUGGACCCCUCCUCGCUCCCCCUUCCACCUGGUGCAGGAGACCCUUUUCCACGACCCUUGGAAACUCCUGGUAGCCACCGUGUUCCUCAACAAAACCAGCGGUAAAAUGGCCAUCCCGGUGUUGUGGCAGUUCUUUAAGCUUUACCCAUCAGCGGAGGAGACCAGGGGGGCAGAGUGGAAGCCCCUGUCUGUGCUGCUGAGAUCUUUGGGCCUGUAUGAACUGCGAGCCAAAAUCAUCAUCAGGUUCUCUGAUGAAUACCUGACCAAGCAGUGGCGCUACCCUAUAGAGCUGCAUGGGAUUGGGAAGUAUGGCAAUGACUCCUACAGGAUCUUCUGUGUAGAGGAGUGGAGACAGGUUGAACCCCAGGACCACAUGCUGAACAAGUACCAUGCUUGGCUGUGGGAGAACCAUGAGAGGUUGGGAAUCUGAACCAUGAGGAACUGCGAUGUCACAACCUGUUUUAUCAGUGGAAGAAUGUUCUAGUUCUUAAAUCAUUAGGCUUAUAAACUGACAUAUCGGUAUCUCUCUUGGACAACAAUUGUUACUCAACAUGAUUCUAUUAAAGAAAUUGUUUUAUCAUGUUUUAAAAGCC
This is a messenger RNA of Oncorhynchus tshawytscha (Chinook salmon), 2221 nucleotides long. Its product is annotated as methyl-CpG-binding domain protein 4. Gene Ontology annotation, molecular function: DNA binding; pyrimidine-specific mismatch base pair DNA N-glycosylase activity. Gene Ontology annotation, biological process: DNA repair. Bases 334 to 2058 code for a protein of 574 amino acids. Gene Ontology annotation, cellular component: nucleus. The record is from RefSeq and is a predicted model, not a curated record. The transcript has 8 exons. NCBI's taxonomy places the organism in Eukaryota, Metazoa, Chordata, Actinopteri, Salmoniformes, Salmonidae.